AUGUCACAACCAUCGACGCAUACAGACGCUGCUUCUUCAUCUCGAACAGAACAUUCCCCCACACACGAAAUAGAAGAGAAAUAUGAAAAUCAAGAGGAAGUGCCUCAAGAUCUUGAAAAGGACGAACAACAUAGUUCCCAUGAAUUGGCCAAGAAACCAAUGAGCGCAUAUAUUGGAGUUUGUUUUAUGUGUGUGCUUAUAGCUUUUGGUGGGUUUGUUUUCGGAUUCGAUACUGGUACAAUUUCUGGUUUUGUUAACAUGACUGACUUUAAGAGCAGAUUUGGUCAACAAAAAUCUGAUGGUACAUACUACUUCUCAAACGUUAGAACUGGUUUGAUUAUUGCUAUGUUUAAUGCUGGAUGUGCCGUGGGAGCAAUUUUCCUUUCAAAGGCAGCUGACUUAUGGGGAAGAAGAUUAGCUAUUAUGAUGGCCAUGGUGAUUUACAUUGUUGGUAUUAUUGUACAAAUUUCGUCUUCAGAUAAGUGGUAUCAGAUUAUGAUUGGAAGAAUCUUUACUGGUCUUGCUGUUGGUACUUUAUCUGUUGUUUGCCCAUUGUUUAUUUCAGAAACUUCACCCAAGCAUUUGAGAGGUACUUUAGUUUGCUGUUUCCAGUUGAUGAUCACAAUGGGUAUCUUUUUAGGAUACUGUACCACAUACGGUACAAAGGAGAGUUAUUCCGACUCAAGACAAUGGAGAAUCCCAUUGGGUUUAUGUUUUGCUUGGGCUUUGCUCUUAGCUGGUGGUAUGGUCAAUAUGCCUGAAUCUCCUCGUUAUCUUAUCGGUAGAGACAAAAUUGAAAAGGCUAAAGCAUCAUUGGCAAGAACAAAUAAAGUAUCUGAAGAGGAUCCAGCUUUAUUAAGAGAAGCUAGAUUGAUUCAAGCUGGUGUUGAAAGAGAAAGAUUAGCAGGAAAAGCCGGCUGGAUGACUUUAAUCACGGGUAAACCAAGAAUUUUUGAAAGAGUUGUUGUUGGUGCUCUUUGUCAAGCUUUGCAACAAUUGACAGGUAACAACUACUUCUUCUACUAUAGUACCACCAUUUUCCAAGCUAUAGGUUUAGACGAUUCGUUUCAAACUUCAAUCAUUAUUGGUGUUAUCAACUUUGCUUCCACUUUCUUGGGUAUUUACUUGAUUGAAAAGAUGGGUAGAAGAAGUUGUUUGUUGUAUGGUUCAGUAGCCAUGUCAAUCUGCUUCUUGAUCUAUUCAUUGAUUGGUACUCAAAGUCUUUACGUUGAUGGUCCAGAUGGACCAACUAGACAGCCAUCGGGAAGAGCAUUGAUUUUCAUCACAUGUCUUUUCAUUUUCUUCUUUGCUUCCACUUGGGCUGGUGGUGUUUACUCCAUUGUUUCAGAAUUGUACCCAUUGAAGGUAAGAUCCAAGGCUAUUGGUGUUGCUAGUGCAGCAAAUUGGAUUUUUGGAUUUUUGAUUUCAUUCUUUACUUCAUUCAUUACCCAAUCGAUCCACUUCUACUAUGGAUUUGUUUUCUUUGGAUGUUUGGUAUUCUCAAUCUUUUUCGCUUACUUUAUGGUUUACGAAACAAAGGGACUUAGUUUGGAAGAUGUUGACGAAUUGUAUCAAAGCGGCAUACCAGCUUGGAAAUCUCCUAGUUGGACUCCACCAUCGGAAGAAGAAAUGGCCACUUCAACAGGUUACGCUGCUUAUUCCAAGCCACAAAAUGAACAUGUCAAUGAUGAUGAACUUGUUGAAAGCAACAGUCAUUAG
This is a messenger RNA of Lodderomyces orthopsilosis Co 90-125, 1719 nucleotides long. Its product is annotated as sugar porter family MFS transporter. Gene Ontology annotation, molecular function: carbohydrate:proton symporter activity. Gene Ontology annotation, biological process: carbohydrate transport; transmembrane transport. The record is from RefSeq and is a predicted model, not a curated record. Gene Ontology annotation, cellular component: plasma membrane. The transcript has a single exon. NCBI's taxonomy places the organism in Eukaryota, Fungi, Ascomycota, Pichiomycetes, Serinales, Debaryomycetaceae. The coding region runs from base 1 to 1719 and encodes 572 amino acids.